GUGUAAAUGUGUUGUUUUUAUUGACAUCGCAAUGGAUUAUAAAAGAAAGCUCACAGAAGGGGCCGUGGUGCCUAGCAAAAAGCCAAGAAAUGACAUGAUUGUUGAUUUAACAUCUCAAGAAAAUGCCUUGUUACAAACUGGCCCACCAAGAAUUUCUAACCUUGAGGCACCAAUCAUGUUACUGACUGGUCAUGAAGGCGAUAUAUUCACCACGAAGUUUUCUCCAGAUGGACAACUUCUUGCUUCCUCCGGAUUUGACAGAUUGAUUUAUUUUUGGCUUGUAUAUGGAGAAUGCGAAAACAUUGCUGUCCUUAAAGGGCACACAGGAGCAGUGAUGGAGCUUCAGUUUUCCACUGAUGGAAACACUGUAUUUACGGCAGCCACAGACAAGACUGUUGCAUUAUGGGAUGUAGAGGUCGGUGAACGCAUCAAAAAAUUCAAAGGCCACCAGACAUUUGUAAAUUCAGUAAGCGUUGCCAGACGAGGUCCACAACUAGUAUGUAGUGGCAGUGAUGACGGCACAAUCAAGUUAUGGGACUCAAGAAAGCGCGGAGUGUUACAGACCUUUCAGAGUGUAUACCAGGUUACUGCAUGUACCUUCAAUGAUACGGCUGAGCAGAUCAUUUCUGGGGGUAUUGACAACGACAUCAAGGUGUGGGACCUUAGGAAAAAUGACAUGCUUUAUAGAUUGCGAGGACACGCUGACACUGUGACAGGGAUGGAACUUAGCCCUGAUGGUUCUUACCUCCUCUCUAACUCUAUGGACAACACAGUGAGGGUUUGGGAUAUCAGGCCUUUUGCACCACAAGAACGAUGUGUGAAAAUAUUACAGGGACAUCAACAUACAUUUGAAAAGAAUCUCUUGAGGUGUGCAUGGUCACCUGAUGGAAGUAAGGUCUCCGCGGGGUCAGGUGAUCGCUACGUAUAUGUUUGGGACACAACGUCACGUCGUAUUCUCUAUAAGCUUCCUGGCCAUGCUGGGUCAGUGAAUGAGGUGGACUUCCAUCCAACAGAACCAGUCAUUGCAUCCUGUUCAAGUGAUAAGAAGAUAUACCUAGGAGAGAUAGAAUAACAGUGCUGUAUGGAGUAUGUGUGUCAAACAUUUACCAAGGAUGAGUGUUGAACAAUUACAUAGGAUGACAUGUGUGGAUCAUUUACAUUGGAUGAUUGUGGGACAUUUACAGAGGAUGUAUGUGGGACAUUUCCAGAGGAUGUAUGUGGAACAUUAGUGGAGGAUGUAUGUCAGAUAUCUACAUGUGAGGAUGAGUUUUAAUCGUUUGAGGAGAAUUUAUGUUAAAUACAUUGUGUAUUUGCAGAUGAAAGUGUGUUGAGAAAUAACAAAUGAAAAGGAUGUGCAACAACCUGACAAGUUUACGAAAAUAAAUAUUUAAAAUCAUAUCUUUGAUAUUUUAUAUACAACUAUUACUUUUGUGUGAUGCUGACAAAAAAAUCUCAAUCCUUUAGAGUAAGAUUUUUGAGUGUCCAGAUGACAGUGCAACCUCUUUGCUGGCAAACUUAACCCUAAGUUGGGGUUAUUCAAUCUGAAUUACACAAUUGUAAAAGGCUUGUUGUCAUAAAGAAAUUUUGAGGUGUUGGCCAACCAACACAUCUAAGAUGUCAAAACAUAUUGUCCAACAGCUGAGGAUUCCACCCAAAAUACACUGUCGUAUACAUUAGCCAGUGGUGAUUAGUAUUAGAUAAUCAGAUACAUAAUGUGAAAGAUUUGUUUUAUUUUCUAUAUUUUUUUUUCACUCUGGAUAUUCAGCAUCAGUGCUAUUCCACAAAUAAUUGUGUCCGUGUUGUAUUGUGGAGUAAGGGUGGGAGUGUUGGAGGUUGAGCGACAUUUUAGAUUUACUACUUAUCUGUGUGGUGUAAUAAAAAAAAGCCACCAUUUAUUUUCAUGAAUAGAUUGAUUCUGGAACAACCAUCUUUACUUUCCUUAUUGU
Messenger RNA from Ylistrum balloti, 1946 nucleotides. RefSeq names its product U5 small nuclear ribonucleoprotein 40 kDa protein-like. Lineage: Eukaryota; Metazoa; Mollusca; Bivalvia; Pectinida; Pectinidae. The transcript has 9 exons. The record is from RefSeq and is a predicted model, not a curated record. Gene Ontology annotation, cellular component: catalytic step 2 spliceosome. Gene Ontology annotation, molecular function: RNA binding; protein binding. Bases 32 to 1072 code for a protein of 346 amino acids.